Messenger RNA from Argentina anserina (silverweed cinquefoil), 1882 nucleotides. RefSeq names its product protein FLX-like 4. NCBI's taxonomy places the organism in Eukaryota, Viridiplantae, Streptophyta, Magnoliopsida, Rosales, Rosaceae. The transcript is spliced from 4 exons. The coding region runs from base 152 to 1138 and encodes 328 amino acids. The record is from RefSeq and is a predicted model, not a curated record.
UCCACACUUGAGACUCCUUUCGCCAUAACCUUGGCAUAGUUCAACACUUGAACCUCCGACAACUUCGGACCCCACCGCCCUCGUCGCCGAGCCUCUUCCUCCUGUCAUCACCACCGCUGACGGCAAGUUAAAAGAAAAAUAUCAGGGGAAGAUGGCAGGACGACGACAUAUUCUGCCAUCCUUUGAUAGACGCCCUGCACAGUCUCCAGGGAUGAUGCGGCACGGACCUUUGCCUGGCUACCGAGUAGGAGAGACACUACCCCCUCCUGAAUUAUUGGAAAACAAAAUUGCAUAUCAGGCAGCAGAGAUAAAACAACUUGCAGGAGACAAUCAUAGAUUGGCCGCUUCGCAGGUGGAGUUGAGGCAGGAGCUUCUAGCUGCAGAGGAGGAAGUUCAAACUGUCAAGGCACACAUGAGAAGCAUCCAGACUGAGAGUGACAUUCAGAUCCGGGCGAUGGUUGAUAAGAUUGCCAAAAAGGAAGUAGAAGUUGUUGCCGGUGAGGUUGUGAAGAAGGAAUUGCAAAAGGCUCAAAUGGAAGCAUACAGCUUGGUGGAAGCACGGAAAGAGCUGAGAAAUCAAAUCCGACAGGCCACUGAUGAGUUGCAGAAAACUCGUGUUGAGGUUAAGAAACUGCCGGAUCUGCAUGAUGAACUUGAAAUUCUGAGGCAAGAACACCAUAGGCUGUGUGCUACUUUUGAAUAUGAAAAAGGUAGAAAUAUAGAAGAAGUGGAGCACAUGAAAUCUAUGGAGAAGAAUAUAAUGGGCAUGGCUGGAGAAGUAGAAAGGUUACGUGCUGAGGCCUUAAAUGCAGAAAAGAGAGCACAAGCCCCAAAUGCACAUAAUGGCGGAAACAUAAAUCCAGAUUCUUAUUACACUGUUACCGUGCCAGGUGCUAGUGCAUAUUUUGAUGGUUAUGGAAGGCCUUAUGUUUCAAUGGGUAAUAGGUCACUGGGAGAGGGAAUAAUUCACUUUGCCAGCAGCAGUAGCAAGCAGCAUGCUGCUACUGCUCGGGAUGGUGGUAUCUGGGGAGCAGCAUAUAAUCCCUUGCUUGACACUGCUUCUGGUGGUGUUACUGUCCCUACUACUGGGAACAGUGUAUGGGGAGGAGCAUAUGACUCUGCACUUGCUCGGGAAUAAACAUAGAGCCAGCCCUGAGGGUUUCAGGGUGGCUAAUUUUUAAAUGGCCCUAUGCCUAUGUGAAAAUUCAUUUUUUUUAAUUGUGUAUUAUGUUAUAUUAUUAUACUCGAGGCUAACUAGUGGGUAUUUAUGUAAUUAUUAUUGGUUUGUUUUUAGGUUAUUAUUUAUCGUAAAUGGGUUAUAAGUAGCUGCUGAGUAAAGAUAAAGUGCAUCGCCCUGGAAAACCUUUUGGAGCAUCACUGAGGAAUGGGGAAUCCAGGUUUUAAAAUUUCUUUUUUUCAAUCAUUUAAUUACUUCUACACUUGGUCACUAUUUUUUGUUGUUUAAACACUGGCAAUAAUAUUUUAACAGAAUAAUGAAGUAGUAUUAUUUGGUUAUUUUGCUGCCCUAGAUUGUCUGUCAUCAUGUUCUAUUGGUUAUUCUGCUGUGGUUUUUGUCAUGUAAGUUUUGCUAAGAAAAGAAGGCAAAUUGAUUGGGAUAGAAGCGAAAGUUGGUGGUCGGAAGUCACAUCUUCCUUUUGUAUCAUACUUUAUUCUGUAAAAUUGGUAAAACUUGUAUUUUAAUAAACGACGAAGUGUACAGAAUAGAAAUUACAGGUGGGACAUUGAAGAUGGACUCGGGUAUCAAAUUAAUUUGGGACACUCUUUGUUGUGUACUAAUGUCACAUGAAAAUAUUGGCUAGGUCAUGCAAAAUCUAUGUGGAGGUCUUUUUAUUUGUUUAUUUUAAAAUUUCAUGUCAAUCUC